UCUCUCUAUUCUGUGACAUGGCUGACAGUUCAAAGGGCGACUUGUGACUUGUGAGCAACGAUGGGGGAGGAAAUAGAUGGUGGCAACGUUCUUAUUCGGUCUCUGAAAGAUCAUGGCAUCGAAUACAUGUUCGGUGUUGUUGGUAUCCCAGUUGUUGAGCUUGCUUAUGCUGCCCAGGCUGCAGGCAUCAAAUAUGUUGGUAUGCGCAACGAACAAGCAGCAAGUUAUGCUGCAUCGACAGUUGGGUAUUUGACCGAUGCUCCUGGAGUGUGUCUUGUCGUUUCAGGACCAGGGCUUGUGCAUGCUUUAGCUGGCAUGUCGAAUGCACAACAGAACUGUUGGCCAUUAAUUGUGAUUGGAGGUGCCUCAGAUACAAACCAGGAGAGUAUGGGUGCUUUCCAAGAAUGUCCCCAAGUUGAAUAUGCACGUCCUUAUUGCAAGUUUAGUGCUCGUCCAAGCAGUAUAGAGCAAAUACCAUUGUUUGUUGAGAAGGCAGUGAGAUAUGCAAUGAGUGGUAGACCAGGUGUUAGUUUUCUUGAUCUCCCAGGGGAUAUGCUGCGGGAGCCAGUCAGUGAAAUAAGCGUCCGAUGGAUGGCCAAAUUUAAAGCCCAUUCCAAACCAUUUGCAAAUCCAAAUGCUGUCAAGUCAGCAAUAGAAGUUUUGCAGCAAGCUGAAAGGCCACUUGUUAUUGUUGGCAAGGGAGCUGCUUAUGCAAGAGCAGAGAAAGACAUAGGACAUUUUCUUGAAAAAACUGGGCUCCCCUUUCUUCCAACUCCAAUGGGGAAGGGGGUUGUUCCAGAUAGCCACCCUCAAAAUGUUAUUUCUUCAAGGUCCAAGGCAUUAUCAAGAGCAGAUGUCAUUUUGUUAUUAGGUGCAAGGCUAAACUGGAUUCUUCAUUUUGGACUUAGUCCACGAUUUGCGAAGGGUGUAAAGAUUAUCCAAGCUGACAUUUCAGCUGAGGAAAUUGGGAAUAAUGUCCCUGCUGAUGUAGCAUUAAUUGGAGAUUUAAAAAUGAUUGCUUUUCAACUCUCAAGCCAAAUUGACACUCAGAAGAGCUCAGUUGUUUGCAAAGACCAAUGGUGGGGUGAACUAAAAGAAAAGAUGAAGAAAAACAAAGAAGCAACAACUUUGCUUUGUAAAGACAACAUAUUACCAAUGAAUUAUUACAGAAUGUACGAUGAACUUUGCAGGUAUAUCCCAAAGGAUAGCAUUAUUGUUAAUGAAGGGGCAAAUACAAUGGAUAUAGGACGCAUUAUGAUAGACAAUGAUUUGCCCAGACACAGACUCGAUGCUGGUACUUUUGGAACAAUGGGUGUUGGGUCUGGAUUUGCCAUUGCUGCAGCCCUUGUUGCUAGGGAUAAUUACCCAGAAAAGAAAGUAAUCUGUAUCCAAGGGGACAGUGCAUUUGGUUUUAGUGGAAUGGAGAUUGAAACAGGUGCUAGAUACAACUUGCCAAUUGUUUUUGUGAUUGUCAACAAUAACGGCAUUUACAAUGGAAUCAACAAAGAAGAUUGGACAGACAUGGUUGCAUCUGGUGAUGACCUGACAUUGACAUUACCACCAACACUUUUGCUUCCAAGUGCAAGGUAUGAGAAAAUGAUUGAGGCCUUUGGUUGUCAGGGUUACUAUGUAUGUCGUCCUGAGCAAAUAGGGGAAGCAAUGAGCAAGGCGCUUGCAGAAACAAAGAGGCCAUCAAUAAUUCACAUUGCAGUUGAUCCAUUUUCAACACGCAAAGCACAAGAAUUUACUUGGUUGACAAAAUCAAACAUGUAAAAUGUCAAUCUGUCUGUCUGUCUUAAAUGUCAAUAAUUGCAAAUGAAUGUCAUUUUGAAAGUUUCAAAGAUAUAUAAUCAGGUUUGGCUCAUAAUUUGCCACAUGUGAUUUAGAAUCUCAUUAUAGUUGAGUUACAAGCGCUUAAAAGUAGGAAAUUUUACAGCAAUGUAUGUAUUAUGUACAUUAUCAUACAAUCUGAGAAUGA
Rhopilema esculentum is the source of this 1978-nucleotide messenger RNA. RefSeq names its product 2-hydroxyacyl-CoA lyase 1. Gene Ontology annotation, biological process: fatty acid alpha-oxidation. The record is from RefSeq and is a predicted model, not a curated record. NCBI's taxonomy places the organism in Eukaryota, Metazoa, Cnidaria, Scyphozoa, Rhizostomeae, Rhizostomatidae. Gene Ontology annotation, molecular function: catalytic activity; magnesium ion binding; thiamine pyrophosphate binding. Gene Ontology annotation, cellular component: peroxisome.